Molecule: messenger RNA, 705 nt
Organism: Paramecium tetraurelia
Lineage: Eukaryota; Ciliophora; Oligohymenophorea; Peniculida; Parameciidae
Exons: 2
Source: RefSeq, a predicted model, not a curated record
AUGAUUUAAUAAACUAAAGAAUAUUAAUAGAACAAAAGGCUUAUAGAAGAAAAUUAGAAAUUAGAAUUGGUUGUACAAUGUCUCAAUAGGCAAAUUUCAAAUUUGACCUAGUUUGUUGAUAAAUCAAAAAAACUUCAAGAAACUGUUAACAAGCUCAAUUAAGAGCUAACUAACCUCAAAAAAGAUAAUUUCUCUUUGCAAGAAACUCUGUCGGCUUUCAAAUUAAAGCACAGUUAGGAGAAUGUAUAAAGUUUUGAGGAUUAACAGUAAAAAAUAAUUGAAAAUGUGAAACAACAUUAUGAGGAGGAAUUGAAUAAUUUGAAGUCGGAAAAUCAAAAAUUGCAUGCAAUUAUUCAAGAAUUGAAUACUAAAUCAACAACUUCACUUUAGGUUUCUGCAACAAAGUUGGUAGAGAUUGGAAAUAAAAUAGAUAAAAAAUUAGGUGAGAAAAGUCAUCGUAGAAUUUUGAGCAAUCCAACUCUUUAAUCACCGAAAGGAAUGUCACAAGAAAUAUAUUAAAAUUUGAUCUAAUAACUCACAAAUCAGACAGAGGAGAAAUCUAUUUUAACUUCCAUAUCUAAAACUAAGCUUUAGGAUUCUGGUCUUUUUACAAAGUCCUAACCAAAAAUAAUCCCGCAUCUUGGGAUAAACAGCAAUUAAUUUGAAUAAUUGUUACCAAACCUUGUAAACGUUAUCAAAAAAUGA